This is a messenger RNA of Diabrotica balteata, 1320 nucleotides long. The record is from the annotation of a GenBank genome assembly. NCBI's taxonomy places the organism in Eukaryota, Metazoa, Arthropoda, Insecta, Coleoptera, Chrysomelidae.
AUGUACAGCAAAAACGUUUUAAAAUUAGUGAGACCAGUGAUAAAUCGGACGUUUUCUUAUACUGCUACUCAGCGCAAAUUAAACAGUGAUCGUGCUUUUAAUAUAAACCAUUAUGACUGUAUAGGUUUUGAUCUGGACAAUACUUUAGCCAGAUACAGAAUAGGUAAUAUGUUAGAGUUGGAAUAUAGAAUACUAUCAAAUCAUUUGGUAAAGGAGAAGAAUUACCCAGGAAAUCUACUGCUCAAACCUGUAGAUCCAAACUUUUUUAUAAAAGGUUUAAUUGUAGAUGAUGAAAAUGGAAAUGUGAUUCGAAUAGGUCCAGAUGGAACAAUUCUACAAGCUACCCACGGUACCAAGUGGCUAAGUCAAGAUGAGAUUUUACAGUAUUAUCCUACAAGGCAUUGGAAAGCAACUGACUUGUUUGUACAGGAUCCUUUACAAACCUGGAAUGGUCCAUACUCAGAAAAAAUGAGGACACUCUUAGAUUACUUUGACAUUGCAAUUAGUUUGAUAUUCGCUAGAGCUGUUGAUGCAGUAGAUGCUUUGCAUGGUCCAAGGAAAGUCUACAAUAUCUGGCCUGAUCUUCUCAAUGCUUUGAUGCAUAUGUUUAAUAGAGAACAUUUUGAACUGGAUGUAGGAGGAUACUUUCCUGAAUUAAAAUACAACCCAGAUCUUUAUUAUUAUAAGUGUAGCCCUAAUGUUCUUAACUGGCUUAAAGAAUUACGGGAUAGAGGUAAAAAGUUGUAUCUAAUAACAGGUGCUCAUGCAGACUUUGCUAAUCAUACAGCAACAUCUACACUGGGUCCAAACUGGAGGGACUACUUUGAUAUUGUAGUUUCUUAUGCCAAAAAACCAGGCUUUUUUAUGCAAGAACGUCAUUUUCUAGCCUUAAAUGAAUCCUACAAGGAAACUGGACCAGUCAUGCAGCUGGAAAAUGGAUCUAUCUACACACAUGGUAACUGGAAAAAGCUAAAAGAACAUUUAACUAAAUCUUCAAGUGCUCAUACUCCAAAAUUCCUUUACAUUGGUGACAAUUUGGUCCAGGAUAUUUAUACACCCAAUGUUCACUCCCAUUGUGACACUGUGAAUGUCUGUGAAGAACUAGAAGUAGAGAAAUUGGAUGAGUACACAGGCGAGAGUCACCCUGAUGGACACUUUUUGUCUUCUAGUUUAUGGGGGUCUUACUUUGAGAUCAAGGAUUCAAAGCAAAAGACUGUGUGGUAUAAUAUUAUGAAAAACCAUUCGAAAAUUUGUGUUCCUAGUAUUGAUUAUUUAGCAAGGUUUCCCAUCGAUCAUGAUUUUAAAUGUGCGAUUUGUUAG